Molecule: messenger RNA, 979 nt
Organism: Anopheles merus
Lineage: Eukaryota; Metazoa; Arthropoda; Insecta; Diptera; Culicidae
Gene: lsn
Product: vacuolar-sorting protein SNF8
Exons: 3
Coding region: 110-862 (250 amino acids)
Biological process (GO): protein transport to vacuole involved in ubiquitin-dependent protein catabolic process via the multivesicular body sorting pathway
Cellular component (GO): ESCRT II complex
Source: RefSeq, a predicted model, not a curated record
CAGCUGCUGGCAGCCCGUUUGCUUGCCGCUUGCUACGUAAACAAACCGUGCGCUGCCGACCGUAGUGACCGAAAUUUUGUAAUAUUUGGUGCAAAGAAGUGUGCAAAAAAUGCGACGACGGGCCGGCGUUGGUGCGAUCCAGAAGCAGCGCCUCGAGGCGGAGAAGUACAAGGACAAGGGUACCGAGCUGCAGGAGUCCCAGUUCGAGCAGAUGGUGAAGCAGAUGGAAGCGCUGAAGGAGAACCUGGAAGAGUUCGCGUCCAAGCACCGGAGCGAGAUCAAGAAGAACCCCCAGUUCCGGCGCCAGUUCCAGGAGAUGUGUGCCGCGAUCGGGGUGGAUCCGCUCGCGUCGGCCAAAGGCUUCUGGAGCGUGCUCGGGAUGGGCGAUUUUUUCUACGAGCUGAGCGUGCAGGUGGUGGAAGUUUGUCUGGCCCACAACCACAUAACGGGUGGUCUGAUGGAUCUGGACGAGCUGCGCAAUCGGUUGGUGGCGGCCCGCGGCAAGAGCCAAACUCACCAGGAAAUCACAACCGAGGACAUACUGAUGGCGACGAAGAAGCUGAAAAUAUUCGGCAACGGCUUCACCGUGUACUCGGUCGGGAAGAACCGGCACAUGGUGCAGUCCAUCCCGGGGGAGCUCAGCCUGCAGGAGACGACGGUGCUGAGUGCGGCCACGAACCAGGGGCAAGGGUUCGUGACGGUCGCCUCGCUCAUGAGCGAUCUUGGAUGGACGCAGGCGCGUGCGGAACAGGCGGUGGAGAAAAUGCUCGGCGAAGGGAUGGCAUGGAUCGAUACGCAAGGGGAGGAGAAGUCGUACUGGUUCCCGAGUCUGUUCCCGGGACGACUAACGGCCAAAGUUUGAGGCGCCAGGGACCGUAAUGUCUGUACGCAAAAGGGUGAUUAAUUUUUGUAUAGGUUAAUUCAAAACUAGGUGCCGGUGCGUUGCCAUCAGUGCCAAUAAUAGAUUAUAUUGAACAAA